UUUUGCACAGCUGUUCAAUUAUAACCGUACCUGGUAGAUUUCGCGUUACAUAGCUCUGGCUACACUCAAUUGCUGUGGCUGUCUGGUUGUCAAACAAAGAGAAAAUAUAUAUUUUUUCCUUUAAAUCUAUUGUAUUUUAUGCUGUCUGAUAGUUUUACACGUUAAGAUCGCAUAAUCAACCAGGCAAACUGGAUUGAAGAAAAUGAUGGAUUCGGACUCGUCCGGCGCGGACUUCUGCCGGUUCUGUCGUUCGGAGGCUUCGUCUGACAGACCGCUGUUCCAUCCGUGUAUCUGCACAGGCUCCAUAAAAUGGAUUCAUCAAGAAUGUUUAGUGCAGUGGAUGCGAUACUCCAGGAAAGAGAUUUGCGAGCUAUGUGGCCACCGAUUUUCUUUUAUGCCGAUAUAUUCUCCGGACAUGCCUCGCAGGCUGCCUAUCCGCGACGUGGUGGGCGGCCUGGUGACGUCCGUGGCGUCCGCCGUGAAAGACUGGCUGCACUACACGCUGGUAGCGCUCGCUUGGCUCGGCAUCGUGCCGCUCACCGCCUGCAGGACCUACCGCUGUCUGUUCUCGGGCUCCUUGGACCCAGUGAUUUCAUUGCCCUUUGACAUAGUAUCUGCUGAAAACCUUGCUAAAGAUGUCUUCUCUGGAUGUUUUGUUGUAACAUGUACACUGUUCUCUUUUAUUGGCCUUGUUUGGCUGAGAGAGCAGAUCAUGCAUGGCGGUGGCCCAGACUGGAUGGAGAGAGAGAACCUGCCAGCUCCACCCCCUGAAGACCUCCCUCUGCAAGACAAUAACAAUGACAGAGUGAAUAAUGGAGCAGGGGAUGGUGAGGUUGGUAUAAGAGAUGAGGUUAAUGCUGAAGUUGGAGAGGAUCCCCUGGGGGCAGAUGAAGCAAACUGGAACCCAAUGGAGUGGGAUCGUGCAGCUGCUGAGGAGCUUACCUGGGCCCGUUUACUUGGCUUGGAUGGUUCCAUGGUAUUCUUAGAACAUGUGUUUUGGGUGGUGUCCCUGAAUACAUUGUUUAUAGUGGUGUUUGCAUUCUGCCCGUAUCAUAUUGGAAGGUUGGGAGCUGCUAUGGCGGGGCUGACAGCUGAGGGUCCGUUUGCUGGGCCACUGACAGCUCUAGCAGGGUAUGUGUUGGUGGGGGCUAUACUGGCAGUGUUACAUGGCAUGGCGUCCCUGCUGCGCCUGCGGAGUGCUAAGAAGGCACUGGGAUUCUGUUAUGUAGUUGUGAAGGUGGCUCUGCUGUCUGUUGUUGAGAUUGGUGUGAUACCGCUAGUCUGUGGCUGGUGGCUAGAUCUCUGUUCCUUAUCAAUGUUCGACGCUACGCUUAAGGACAGAGAGUCGAGUUUGCAAGCAGCUCCAUGGACCCUCAUGUUCAUACAUUGGCUGGUGGGAAUGGUAUAUGUGUACUAUUUCGCGUCGUUCAUUCUCUUGUUGAGAGAAGUAUUAAGACCUGGAGUGCUGUGGUUCUUGAAGAACUUGAAUGAUCCCGAUUUUAGUCCUGUGCAGGAAAUGAUCCACUUAUCAGUGUGGUCCCACAUCCGUCGGCUGGUGGUGUCUGCCAUGAUCUUCGGUACGGCUGUACUGUUCAUGCUGUGGCUGCCCAUCAGGGUGAUCAAGUACGUGCUGCCCGGGUUCCUGCCCUAUGCCGUGGCUGUACACUCCGAUGCCCCGGUCAAUGAACUCAGCUUGGAACUGCUCUUGCUACAGGUGAUCCUUCCAGCGUUGUUGGAGCAGUCACACACUCGUACAUGGCUGAAGGCGGGCGUGCGAGCGUGGUGCGCAUGCGCAGCCGGCGUACUGGGGCUGCGGUCCUACUUGUUGGGGGAGAUGCGACACGACCAGCCCAUGCCUCACCCGCCGCGGCCACCGCAUCAACUUGGAGCUGCUCAUCAGGCACUGAUGCGUCGCGAUGGUCCUGCAGGCUUCGAGCCUUACGUCCGAGUAUCAUGGUUCCCGCUCCGACUGGGCGCUCUAUUGGUCCUGGUCUCCAUGUCUCUCGUCAUGGCCAGCGCACUUACCUUGGUGAUUCCUGUCGCUAUUGGAAGGCGAGUGAUGGCUUUGUGGCUGCCGAAGGCAUCGGAUGGAGUUCACGAAUUGUAUACAGCGGCUUGUGGUAUGUACGUGUGCUGGGCGGUGGGUCGCGGCGGCACGCUGGCGGCGGGCUGGGCGCGCGGCGGCCGCGCCAUGCUGGCGGCGCGCGCCGCGCUCUGGGCGCGCCUCGCCGCGCGGGCCGCACUCGCCGCGCUCGCGCUACUCGGGCUCGUACCGCUCAUGUUCGGGUUGCUGCUUGAAUUGGUACUAGUGAUCCCGCUCCGCGUGCCAAUCGAGCAGUCGCCGGUACUAUUUGUAUGGCAGGACUGGGCACUAGGUGUAUUGUACACGAAGAUAGUGUGUGCGCUGACCAUGAUGGGCCCCGACUGGGCCAUGCGACGGGCCAUCGAGAAGGCCUACCGAGACGGUAUUAGGGAGAUGGAUUUGAAGUUCAUCCUGCGCGAGAUAGCGGCGCCGUGCGUGUGUUGGCUGGGUCUGGCCCUGGCGGUGCCGUACGCGCUGGCGCACUCUAUAUUACCAUUACUAGUCGCGGCGCCCGCGCAGCGCAACCUGCUGGCGCGCCGCGUCUACCCCGCGCUACUGCUCACCGCGCUCGUACUGGCGCUCACCGUCUUCCAGAUACGUCAGUUCCGCAAACUAUACGAGCACAUAAAGAACGACAAGUACCUGGUCGGGCAGCGCCUGGUCAACUACGACCACCGGCGGCACAAACAACAGCAGAGCACCGUCCCCGCCAACUGAACGUGACGUCAGCGCCGUGACGUCACCCGUGACAGGCCGUGUGAUAGACACCAACGAUCUCUGUAAUUAUACCCUUCUUAUAAGCGAAACUUUCUUUAUACAACCUCGCUAAGUGAUCAUUUUUUAAAAGAGGUUUAAAAUGUAUACUUUUACGCGGUGGAGGUCUAUGUUAAUGUUCGUAGAACAAUAACAACAAAAAUGAAUCUUAGCACUAUAAUAACACGGUGCAAAGUUAUUUGAAUUAGUCGUAUCACUACAUGUAUCUUGUAAAUAAAAAUGUUUUAGUCACUUAACUUUUAAACCACAUGUUGGCAUUCCUUGUAUAGAAACGUUAGAUCUCAUGGCCACACUAUUUAUUGGAGCCAAGCUAAGUAAAUAGCACCUUGUGAAUCGUCUUCACACUGCCUCUGUCACGAACCGAAACGUUUUAUUAAGUUUAAGUAUCGAUAUCCACUCGAUUGUAUGUGACUACUCGAUAAAACAUGUGGAACUUUUACCAAAAAUAGCUAAAGCGAAACACUAAAUGUUAGAAAUCGAUUAUAUUAAUCGAGUGAAAGUUUAAUCGAUUGUGGAGAUGUAUGACGAAAUCGAUUUUAAAUCGUAGUUAGAUAUAAAAGCUUGAGCCUAAUUAGUAAGUUGCGUGGUGGUAAACGAUUAAACUUUUACCGAUUAAUAGUCGAUUAUUCGCAUUUAUUUUAAGUCAAUCGGCAUGGAAUUUAUUUUUUAUGUGAAAAAAGAUUAUAAAUAAUUUAAAAGACACGAAAGUGAGAGAGAAUCGGGUUUAUAUCGACUGGACACGUAUUAAUUGCCACAUGUUACUACUUAAGUACAAUAUUUACUGAGGGGAGCGGGGUGCACACAUAUGUCUCGAUAAUAUUAAUACUUUACCUACAUAUUUCCGCAUUUCCUAUAAUCAAACUUUAAAUUUUGAUAAUCAUAACCUGUGUCGAACUAAAUUCGCCUUAGUGAAAGUGAUCAUAAGGUUGUAAAUCAUACUAAAAUUAUUUUGGACCAUACAUACACACUCGCUCCCAUACCUACAGCAUUUUUUCUUCAUAUGACGCUUUUUCAUUGUGCAAGUAACUAGCCAGUGUAUAGAAUCACACAUUUUCUUUUAUUAACUAUGCUGUACGGCUUACUUACGUAACUGUUUACGGGUUAACUCGAUGAGUUUCAAGGGACGACGGGGCCCAUAGAUGUAACAAGCGGCGAAACUAGUCGAGUUACCUUUUCUAAUAGGUACUCAAAUAAGUCAUACAGCAUAAUUAAUGUCUCACAAAAACAUUUUCUUAGAUUUUAUUUUUACUUGUUAUUAUUAAUUAUUGUAAUAUUUUUUUGGUCUAUUUUAAAAGGCCUGACAUGUUAUUUUGCCAAUGUAUAUUAAAAUAAUGUUAUAAUUCUUCCGUUGUAAUCAUUCCGACAAACCCCAAGACGUUACUUGCACAACAAUUUGUGUAGAAAGUUCUCGAAAAAUUAAGAUUUCAUAGUUCAGUACCAUUAGUACGAGUUUCCUUUAAGUUUAAUGAAAUGGAAACUUGAGGCGCGUUCGGCGCUCUGGGGCCUUAGUACAAGUUGGCUUUACGUGUAACGAGAUUGAAAUGAGAGCGCGUUCGGCGCUGUGAUUAGUUGCUCCUGUUGAGCCGGCCAAUCAGAGCGCCGAACGUGGUCUCGUUUCGAUGUCAUUCAACGUAAAACAAUAUCGUAUUAAGGGUACUGAUUGGUUGGUUCUGUUGAGCCGGCCAAUUAGAGCGCUCUCGUUUCGAUCUUGUUAAAUGUACCCAAAGCAAAGUCUUACUAAGGGAUACAAUUCUUUAAAUAACAUAUUUCUAAUAAUAGUUAGCUAGGAAUGUUUUCCGUGAAAUAAUUCUAAUAAAUCUACACACAGAUGAAAUUGAAAUCUGAUGGAAAGUUCUCGAAGUGCAAUAAUUUUAAACAAAAAUCUUUCAUUUAAAAGUUUUAGUUCUUACGACUGUGAACAUAGAAUAUACAGUUAGCUAACAUUAUUUGGUAUGCAAGUAAGAAAAUUAAAAAAAAAUAGUCUCGAACAGAAACAGUACCGUGAAUAGAAUUAAAGGGGUGAAUAGUUACAGAAGACAUUACAGGGUGAAUAAGUGUUCUAACAUCUAUUCACUCCAUUCUUGUAUCUAUUCACCCUUUGAAUUAUAUUCACCAAGUUUUACCGUAGUUAUUGUUGAACUAAAUUGUAUGUCUUUUCAACGAAGCCAUAUCUUUUGUAACCAUUGCUUGACUCAGUAGCCAACCAAUGGUUACUGUCUCUGUACUGAAUAAAUCUUUAGUUUUCUAAUCUGUACCUCUACCAUGAGUUUGAAGCAAUAGUAUUUGUCGAUAGUCGCUAGCGACGACGUACAUUUUUUGUAUGUCAAAUUUUACAACGCCUCUACCGGUCACAUGUGGAACUAAAAUUUUCCAUACAAAAAAUUUAUGUCUUGUCUUGACUAUCGAGUAUCGACAAAAACAAUUGUAGUAAUCUCAUGGUAGAGGUAUUGUAUUCUAAAUAACUUAAUUUUAUCACAUGCUACAAUCUUUUUGCGCCUACUCACAGUGGCCAAUAGUUUAUAUAGAAAUAUCAUCUUUAAGAUAUUGAUAUAAAGUCGAAAAUCCAGUGAAAACUUUGCCAGAUUGGCCACUGUACAUUUCUAAGAACGUCUGAAUCUUAUUCUUCAAUAAGUUAGUCUUUGCUAGCCAUCACAUUAACAAACAGUUAUUAUUACUACUAUCUAUACUAUAAUUUAGAUUAAACUUCCCGAUUAUACAUUUCUGAUUCAUUAUUUGAGUAUUUAUAAUUCCGAUACCACAGCUUGCCAGCUUAUAAAAAGAUUUUUUGUAUGCGGCAACACAUUAAUAGAUGUCGCUACAUUGCUUUUGCAGUGGAAAGGAGUGGCCUAUAUUUGAUUUUGUGAUCGUAUUUAAAACUGGAUUUAGAAAGUGCCAAAUCGAUUCUUACUUGCAUAAUUUGAUUAAUCGUUUUAGUAAAUUUGAACAAUAAUGAUAUUUACGUUUCAAUAAUUAAACAAUAUUUCUUCAAUUGAACGCAUUUGCAUCGUUUGGAAUUUAGAGGUUUCAACAGUCAAACAUUGGUCACUCCUUUUCUACUUAAGUGCAGGUAUCAUCAACUUUUGAGCCAACUCCGAAGCUAAGUAACAGCGUAGUAGCAAGUACAUUGGUCAGAACAAAAAUGUUGACGAAGCCUGUAUCUAAAAACCAGCUUUAUUGCAAUUUAUAGUCAAAUUAAUUAUGUUCUCUUCAUACUUAGGGAAAAGUUAAUUCCGUGUUUAAUAUAGAUAAUCAAUUUUGGUAUAGAGGAUUCAAUUUACGGAAAGAUAUUUUUUAUAUUCUAUGGUAUGGGCAUAGACGCAGAUUUAGGCUUAGUGGACACCGGCGGAGGCGCGGCGAAGGUAUUGAGAACAAUUUGAAAUAAACCUUAACUACUAUGGCAUACGGAUGAAAACGGCAUGCAAUGCUAUCGCCGGUGUGUACUAGGCCUUACUAUUCCAUAAUUUUAAAGUGUCACUCGUUGAUAACAUUUGAACUAAAUAAAAUAAAGUAUGUCUGAUUGUCUGCCUAUAAUUUUACGUAAAAUAAUUUCUAAAUGACCGGCGUUAUGUCCCGACUCAAAAUUGCAAGCGAAAAUCAGACUUACACCGUUUGUUAUAAAUGCUAUUGUUGCGUGGUUUGUUAUCACAAAGUUUCGUAAUUUUAAGUCGAGGGGUGACGCGGUAAAAUUAGCAAAAACAUAAAAAAUAAAACUAAAUAAAAUAUUUAUUUUAAUUCCGCCCUAGUGUUAAGUAGUUUUAUAAAGAAAAUAUUUAUUGUACACUGCUCAAUCUUGUAUGUGUUUUAUUCUUUUUAAAAUAAUUGUUUUUGUUUUUAUUAAGCCAGGGUUGUACCCUUUUAUUUCAUAAAAUGUUUAGUAUUGUACAAUUGUGUGUAUAGUCUACAAAAUCAACAAUGUAGAUGUAAAAAUAUAAAAAAAAAACGACUUCGGAAGUGGUUUUAAUCAUUUAUUUGUGUGAUUUUAUUUUUAAAUGACAUGCUUAGUCCUUUCUGUGGCCUGAAUACUUUUUCUGUCCUCUCUUCCCUGGGUUGUAAGUCUGUAACCUUUUCUUGUAAAUUUGUAUAAAAUAAUAAUUUGACUGGCGUAGGAUGUUUUCUUUCAGUUGUACUGUUAUUAUCAAUUGUGAAUUAAUAUGAGUUAGAUGACAGUAGAUACAGGCAGGUAAUAAGCAAUUUGUAAACAAUAAAAUGAUUAUUGAAAUAGA
Messenger RNA from Spodoptera frugiperda (fall armyworm), 7080 nucleotides. RefSeq names its product E3 ubiquitin-protein ligase MARCHF6. Bases 203 to 2800 code for a protein of 865 amino acids. Gene Ontology annotation, molecular function: zinc ion binding. The transcript is spliced from 11 exons. The record is from RefSeq and is a predicted model, not a curated record. Gene Ontology annotation, cellular component: endoplasmic reticulum membrane. Lineage: Eukaryota; Metazoa; Arthropoda; Insecta; Lepidoptera; Noctuidae.